AUUCAGUAUCGUUUGGUCUCCAGAAGGGAUAGAAUGGAGCUCAAAGUAUUGGCAGUGCUAUACCUUUUUGUGGCUGUGGAUGCUCAAGUUCUUGUAGAGAAAACGGAGCAUGUGCUAGAAUGGGAGCACUAUCACACAAGGAAUCACCUGCAACAGAAGCUUAAGAAAAAUGCAUACACAGAAGAGGAGACACACUCCGAAUUUUGGCUCGAUAGUGCACAAAAUAAGCUGAGAGACAAGCUGGCUCAGAAGAAAUCCGUAACGAAAGCUAAAAACGUCAUUUUCUUCAUCGGCGACGGAAUGUCCCCGCAGACUGUGGCUGCUACACGCGCAUAUCUGGGUAACGAAAACGAGUCCCUCUCUUUUGAAAAGUUUCCGCACCUUGGACAGGCCAAAACGUAUUGCGUCAACCGGCAGGUACCUGAUUCGGCUUGCACAGGAACGUCUUAUCUCUCUGGAGUCAAGGUCAACUAUGGAAUGUUGAACGUGGUGGCGUCAAUCGCCAGGUACACCUGCGAUUAUGAGAAGAACAACUCCACCGAACUUGAUGGGCUGAUGAAAUGGGCUCAAGACGCUGGAAAGGCAACCGGAAUUGUAACUAAUACUCGUAUAACCCAUGCAACGCCGGCAGCUAGUUAUGCGAAGAGCGCAACUAGGGGAUGGGAGUACGAUGCGGCAGUGGUUGACGACGGUUGUGACCCGGAGAAGUCGAUUGAUAUCGCUAGGCAGAUGGUGUACAAUGAAGUGCCGAAGAAUUUCAAAGUGAUACUUGGCGGUGGAAGAAGAAACUUCCGUCCUACGGAUGUCAGAGAUGAGGAGGGGUCAAGUGGCUACAGGACUGACGGACGGGACUUGAUCGACGAAUGGUCGACUGUUCACGAAGACAUGGGCACCGCAGCGUACGUUUGGAAUCGAACAGGCUUGGUGGAAUUGGACUUGAAUAACACGGAUUACCUACUGGGGCUAUUUGAAUCAAAUCACAUGAAGUACAAUCUACGCGUUGAGGAGGAGGAUGCUGCAAGUGUUGAACCAACUCUAUCGGAGAUGGUGGAGGCUGCCAUAAAGAUACUUCGGAAAAGUGAAAAUGGUUACGUACUGUUUGUAGAAGGUGGUUUGAUCGAUUUAGCUCACCACGAAACUCGAGCUCGUUUGGCGCUAGAUGAAACUGCCGAAUAUUCGAAAGCAGUGAAUCUGGCCAGGGAGCUUACUGAUGAGGGAGAUACUUUGAUUGUAGUCAGCUCGGAUCAUAGUCACACCAUGACCUACAAUGGAUACACGAAACGGGGUCAGGAUGUUCUCGGUAUCGCCGACAUAAGCGAACGGGAUGGUCUUCCAUACACCACUCUCAGCUACGCUAAUGGUCCCGGUUAUACCGAUACCUACACAGACGGAAACCCAGCAGAGCGGAUUGACAUCACCAACAUCGAUUACACCCAAAUAAAUCAACGUUACCUUGCAACGGCACCGUUAAGUUCGGAAGCUCAUGGCGGCGAAGAUGUAACCGUCUAUGCCUCUGGACCCUUCGCACAUAUCUUCAACGGGAACUACGAACAAAAUACACUUCCGCAUCUGAUAGCCUAUGCAGUAAGCAUCGGAGAAUACUACGACGAACAAGUGGAGCCUCCAGUCGACGAAGACGGAGGCGCAACUUCACUAUCGAUCUGCUUGGCGCUACUUUUGGCUGCCGUGGUAGCAACGGUAGCUCGUUAACAGAUAAGGCCUUAGUCCGAAUACAAUGAUAUACAUAUGUGAUACUGAAUUUCCCCUGUCGUCAAUAAAACGUUAAUUUAGAUAAUACUGA
This is a messenger RNA of Armigeres subalbatus, 1801 nucleotides long. Its product is annotated as membrane-bound alkaline phosphatase-like. Gene Ontology annotation, biological process: dephosphorylation. The transcript has 2 exons. Gene Ontology annotation, molecular function: alkaline phosphatase activity. The record is from RefSeq and is a predicted model, not a curated record. NCBI's taxonomy places the organism in Eukaryota, Metazoa, Arthropoda, Insecta, Diptera, Culicidae. The coding region runs from base 34 to 1710 and encodes 558 amino acids.